Molecule: messenger RNA, 690 nt
Organism: Striga asiatica
Lineage: Eukaryota; Viridiplantae; Streptophyta; Magnoliopsida; Lamiales; Orobanchaceae
Source: the annotation of a GenBank genome assembly
AUGGCGCCAGUUUCUUUGCAAGAGCUCCCUUAUGUCAGCAAUCACGCUCCCAAGAGGAUGAACUCUUAUAUCAGCAGCUCGGGUAAGAUCCAAGCACACCUUAGCAUCCAAUUCACAAAGGAUAUCCCUAAAGCCUUCUUCCCAGGCGAGAAAGAUCCCAAAACUCCGUGCCUGCAAUUCUGCACUAAUGUUAGAGCAGAUUCCAAAAUGCAUCUUGAAACCCACCAGCCGCUGACCAGAGCCAUUCCUGAUCAAACCUCCACCCCCAGCCCUAAAGGAUUUUUUAGCAAAAAAGCGAUUUCUCUCUCAAAUGUCGACUCAUCACAUCCUCCGCCUGCUGUCUCAAACGUGGUCAACCUUAAGAAGACCAAAGGAAUAUGCCUCCAUAGGUCUUCUGUUGGUGCUCUUAUAUUAGCGUAUAUGAUGUUCGAGAUCACCUCGAGAGAAAGGUUCAAUUCCUUAACCCAAUCCUCUGCAUUUGGAAACCCAGACUCCAUAGCUGCCCAAUAUAACUUGUAUGGAUUAAGAACUGAAGAACUCAAUUACAUCGACCGUGAGAUCCUAACUAGUACCAGUCUAACUAAGAGUCAUCUGCUAGUCCAGCUUCCUGUGAGUAAGCCCGUGCUCAAGAAGAGAGCUAAGGAACAAGCUCAAAAUUCAUUAACAGCUGGACAAGAUAUGUAUUAUUAA